GUCAAGGUUUUCAACUCACCAAAAAAGUAAACCCAUCCGCUCGUUCGCUCGCCGUCUUGUGAUUUUUCUCCUUGUUUCUUAUUUUCAUGAAAAAUAACGGAAAAUAGAAUGUAACUGUAAAUUUCUCUCACACAAUGGAUUUCAAUUAGCUCCAAGUAUCAAUAUGUAUAUGUGUUAAUGACUCCCUUUUCUUCAAUCUGUUUAUCAUGUGUGGCAAAUACAUCAAUAAAAGAAUGAAACAUACUUACGUUUUGUAAUAAACUAGAACAGCGAUUUGGAUCAAGAUGGAGCACUCAGACUUGGUGUCUGAGAUGGCCCAGGUGGAACACCUCACCACGCAGGAGAGGCUCCAUCUAGCCCGCAGACGACGCAUGCAGCAGCUAAAACUAUGGCAGCAACGAGAAAAGGAAUGGCUGCGAUCGCGGGCGAAACGGGAGAAAAGCAACAAGCGGAGCAUAUACUUUAGUGAUAGCGUUAUGUUGCUGGAAGCCGCAGCCAGGAACGAUAUAGACGAAGUGCGGCGGUUAUUGUCUCGCGGCGUGACGCCGGACGCGACGAACGAAGACGGGCUGACCGCCCUCCACCAGUGCUGCAUAGACAACAACGAGGCAAUGAUGAGGUUGCUACUCGACCACGGGGCUAACGUCAAUGCCGAAGACAGCGAGAAAUGGACGCCUUUACACGCCGCAGCCACUUGCGGGAACCUCAACUUAGUGAGAAUCCUUAUACAACGGGGUGCGAAUCUUCUCGCUGUCAAUGGAGAUGGUAACAUGCCUUACGACAUUUGCGAAGAAGAACGUACACUGGAUGCUAUUGAGAGCGAGAUGGCAGCCCGUGGAGUGACGCAGCGACUGAUAGACGACACCCGAGCGUCCACAGAAAUGAGAAUGUUAAGGGAUGUCGAUGAUUUAGUGAAGGCGGGCAUGGAUUUAGAUGAGCCGAGGGAUAAUCAGGGUGCCACGCUUCUACACAUAGCAUCAGCGAACGGCUACCUGAAGGUGGUGGAGUACCUGCUGGAGCACCGCGCCUCCACCGACGUGGUGGACCACGACAUGUGGCAGCCCGUCCACGCCGCCGCCUGCUGGGGACAUCUAGAAGUUCUAGAACUAUUAGUACAAUAUGGAGCUGAUCUCAAUGUCAGGAAUAAACACGACGAGACGCCAGCGGAUAUCUGCGAGGAAGGUGAGCUACGGGCCCGUAUCCUACGCCUGGCGGCCGACCAGGAGGAGUUACGUCGUCACGCCGCCGCCGACCGCCUGAGGACAGCGCGGCGGUCUUCAUCCAGCGCCUCCACUAGCCGCAGGGUGCGGUCGGUGCGGCGUACGUCGCUGCGCGAGAAGCAGCUGACGGCCAAGGCCGACGUGCGCGGCGAGGCCAGGCUGCGCGAGACCUUCGACUCCGCCGUCGAUGAUGAGCUGCAGGGCCUAUCAAAUGGCGUGGAAAACGACCAGAAUACCGCAAACUUACAACCGGGCGAGUUGUCACACAAGCGGCUGUCGAACAGUUCCACCACGUCCAACCAGAGUUACGACUCGACGGUGGAGUACGCGGUGCCCAAGCACUCGUACAGCCAGCGCGCCAGCGACGUCAGCGACCACUCCGACCUGCUGCCCUACGGCCCUCAGAAGACCUCCAACCCUCUGUUCGGAGUGAACGCGGCCUCGCACUACGCGCCCGGCGCCCUGCCCGCCUCGCACCACGAAGCCGUCAACGAACAAAACAAACACUACGAAAGAACGAGCUUACCGAACGGCGUCAGAAAGGCGCCCGAGGGCCAGGACAAUGACGUUAUCAAAAACGAGGACGCCUUAGACGGUAGGAAAGAGGUGAUAGUGAACCCCAACCAGAUCGCGAUCACUGAAGGCGGCACCGCGACCUACACCACAGACAAUAAUGGUAAAAUCAAUGUUCAUGUCACCGUCAUGAUUAACGCAGGCACUCUCGCAGAUUUGAAGAAGCAGCGCGCUCAGAUCAGAACGAACGGCAGUCCGGUGGAGAGCAGCCUGACGUCGACGAACAACCACAGCAUGAACUCGCUGUCGGAGGUGUCUAAGCAGGACAUGCCGGUGCAGCUGAACCCGCUGAGCCUGUCGCCCAGCGCCGGCACGGUGCCGCGCUUCUCCGGCAACACCAGCGACGUGGUCGGCGACACGCGCUCGCGCCGCUGCUGCAUCAUCAUGUGAGCACGAACCUUGCCGAACAUAGUCGAAGCGUACCGAACGUGUCAUGGUGGUAAGCGUACAAGUCUGAUUGUCAUUCCAAAAUAGUUUUUGAUCGGCUUUUAGACCGCAACGACGGUUGACUUUUUGCGUUAGCUAGCCUUGUGAUUUUGGCUCUGAAGAUUAUGAAAAGAAAAGAUUGAUUUUUAUUUUAUUAUUAUUUGCCGCGACUGAAAUGUUGUUGCACGUCAAAAAGUCAAUCGACGGGUUGUUGGUCAGGUAUAGAGAAAUAAAGUAAUAUGUUGAAUGUUGCCGAUGGAGUAUUGCCAUGUUUGCUCACAAAGCAAGGGCUUGCCAAUGGCUGGAAAACAGUGUGAUAGAUAUAUAAGAGCUCAACAACUAUUGUAUUCUUAGCGUUAAGGAAACUAUACGGUUGCUAAUAUUUUAUGUAGUGUUAGAAGUGAAUCCUAUAUUGCAGUUAUUGUCAAAUAUUUAAGUAUUGUAUUGUAAAAUAGUUCUUGUCUUAUUAUUCCUGAACAUUCCAUUAUUAUUUAAAUAUAUUUGUUGAAAUAUUUUAUUUUAUUGUAAAUAAUUUAAUUUCAUUGUUAAUUUGAAUGUUGCAGUAUUCAUUGAGUGAAAAUGUUUCCAAUUAUUUUAAUGGUACAUAAAAUGCAUAAUAAGCAUUUUAAACAGAACAAACCAUAAUUCGCAAUAAUACAUAAUAAUCGUAUCGAUUGUUCGGAAGUGCCUCAAACAUUGGUCUUAUAAUGCUGAUCUAUGUAUAACAUAGUAUAAUUUAAUUCCUAAACUACGAUUUAUUUAAACAAACUAAUAAAUUAUUUUAAUAAUAUAAGUAAAAAAUAUACACUAUAACGAGACGGAAGUGAAACCUUAUAUAAAGUUGUAGCACAGAUGGAGUGUUGCUGAUUACUGAACAUAACUGCGAUAACUGCCUUAGUUUCAUCGGACCACUCUAUGGCAAUAAACUAAUAUCACUAGAAUUGUAACUCAUACAAACAUAGUACUUAAAAUGGAUAUAUGUACUUCUAUAAACGUAUAGUAAUUUCACAAUUUUAACUACCUAUUAGAUAUGCCAUAAUAACAUUCAAAAAUAUUUAAAAUCGUAGUUACUAUUCAUUCAAUAUUAGAUUGAAAUAUUUACAAAAUUCUAAUAUUGCUUAAUCUAUAUAAAUCUACAAUUUUUGUUCCUUAUCUACUAAAAUGUUAACAAUUUAAACUAUCUAUGUAUAAUAUUGAAAAUUGAUUACUUUUAUACUAACAUUUUAGCAAGAUUGAAGUAUUUUGAGUUACAAGUUCAAUAUUGACCCAAAGACUGGAUUUUUUAUGUAGGAUUUACAUUUAUUAGUAGUAUACAGCUGAUUGCAUGUGCCAUUACAAUUACAGUUAUAACUACACUUAUGUUGUUAUAUGCGACUUUGAAAAAACAUGGUUUAGGCCCUAAGUACAGUGUUGUGUGUCGCUGUCAAUUUAUUUUAGUGUUACCAGGAAUUGAAUAAAAGAGACUGAGUAUAUUUUGCACUUGCGUCCAAAACAGUACGCAAAUUACAGGUCUCGUUAACAAUAAGACAUUUAUGAAAGUUAAAUGUGCAGUCACAGUCAAUAUAAAAAUGUUUGUAGAGUUAGACUUUUAUUCAUUUAUACAAUAACGUAGCAAAAUAGUCCAAAAUAUCUCGAUAGGACGCUAAUUGAGUACAAUUUUCUGGAAUUUGGUAUAUUAACUGUAUUAUUUUUUUACACUUAAGUAUUUUUUUUGUAUUAUUGAUUUACAGAUUUUUCAACAGUAUUUAUAAAAACAAUGCAACAACGGUAUUAAAAUUUACACUAUACCCAAUUUUAUAAAUCGAAACUGAAUGUUUAUGAGAUACUCGUAAUUAGUAAUGGCACAUGCAUAUCGGUGUUGUGUUUAAAUUCAAAAUAUGUACAGCUGACUGUUGACAGAGCGAGGGGGCCACGGCAUUCGUGCUGGUAGAUUUGUUUCACUACCCAUGUGUUACAUUAAUGCACCUACUGUUACCAGUUUAUCGCCAAUACCUUCCUAAAUAUAUUAAUAUUUACUGUUGAGCACUGGACAUGUUGUAUUUCAACUAAAAGUUGAUAAAAUCCUUGUAACGAUGCAAUAUACCAGUGGUCAGUAAUAAAUAUAUACCUGUUGUUAUUCACCUCGAAGUUCGGGCGACCAGGUGAACUAUUUAAUCUUAAGGCGAUUUAUCUGCAUGACAUGUAAUAUAUGGAUGUAUACUGUAUAGUCGAGUGCCUUUUUCUUCUUUAUUAGAGCUAAAUACUCAAUUUGUGCCAAUAUUUUUAUAUGUUUAAAUUGCAAGCACAAUUUACUUUUAGAUAAAAAUAUUGUAUUACAUUGUUACCGCGAAUACUUAGUAUGCUCUCCAACGUGAUUUGAAACAUAUUUUAGUUUCAUAUUGAAUUUUGUAACCAGCGCAAACCUAUAAAUAAAUGUUGUUCGAAUGCAGCACAACAAUUGAUUUACCGUUAAAUGUUUACCGCAUAAUUAUAUACUUUAAUAUAAUAUUCGUGGUAACACUGUACGUGUUGAUUAGUUUCACCCUUUCGUUGUGUAAAGUGGUAACCCCCUAUUUAGAAAAAAAAGUCCUAGUAACUAAAAUUUUAACUUUUAUAUCUAACCUGUAGCAAAUGUUCGUGGAAUUAUGUUCUAUAAAAAUCCAGUGUUCAUUGUCUGUGGUAUUCUUGUUAGGUGAAUGUAGCAGAUUGACAUUCCGUUGUAUAUCGUCUUGUUAAAUUUUAUAUUUAUACAAUGUAAUAUAAUUAUUAAGCUUUUGGAGUCGUAUUUAUCAUGAGUAGGCGUCAUCAUUAGUUCCCAUCCAGUAGCAAUUCAUUCGUCCAUAUCUUAGUCAUUAGUGUAGCUAUUUGGUAGAUCGAUUAUAUCUUCAGUACUUAAAAAGUACUUAAAAUAUGUGUACUUUAUGUGUAACACGGAACUGUCGUGAAUAUAUCAAAUAUAUAAUGUAAACUGAAAAUAUAUUAAUAUAGACAUACAAACAAAGCAAUACUGAAAUGGCCUUAUAAGUAAGCACAAUACAUUUCAUUUUUAUUUUGUAAACAGUAUUAUUUUUUUAAAGCAUUUUACGGACGGCAUUUUGUGAUACUUAUUAGUAUUUGAUAAAUUUUUGACGGAACAAAUACUUAUUAUAUGAACAUAGUUUUUUUUUAUUAUUAUAUUUUGUUUUCAAAUUUGUUGUGCUCUGUGUUAGUUGUAUUUGAUGAUCAUUUUCGUAAGUACCUACAUGUGGGUUGUGAUGGCAGCUUGUCUUGCCGACAACAGUGAAUAGGAUACCAAGGAUUGAAUUAGUGAUUAUCUUUCUUAAAGUUAUUUUUGGCAGCUUUACACUAGGGGUUUUAUGUUUACUAAAACGUUAUAAAGUUACAUAGUAAAUUCUCAAAUAUUACAAAAUGUACUAGAAAUAGACUGUCCCAUUACACAAUAAAAUAGAAAAUAAUUUAGCAGGACAUCGAUUUAUUAUACAAUCACUUCUUGCCGAAUCGUAUAACACAUUUUUCUUCAAAGUGAAAAGUUUAGAUAUAAUAUAUUAUGAAGAUUCUUAAGAAGUAAACUCUGUGUGAUCAUUUAAUGUUUGCAGUAGGAAUACUGAACAGUGCCUGUUGUGUCUUGCCUUAGUAAAGUGUAACCUUCUCCUCUGUUGAAUCCUUAUUGUUAUCAUCACGUGAUCCUAUGUACAUAAAUUGUAGAAUAUUCGUCAUAUAUGAUACUUUACAUAUAUAUCGUCGAAUAAACUUAUAUUAUAUGAUUAUUUAUAUCGAGUGGCAGCUGAUCCGCAAACCUAUGUAUAUAACGACCUCUUUAGUUAUAUAGUUAGUCACUGUUACGCUGUGUAUAUAGGAGUAACGUCACAACUGUUACGUCAUACAAGUGUUCUAUCAUGUUAUUUAGAAAAUUAAAACCAGCAUCACAUUACACAGUGUUGAUUUUUAUAGAAAUAUCAAUUGAUGUAAGUUUUUUCAGAACAAAAAAUAUAUAUUUCCGCCUAGGUAUUUGGAUACACAUAGUUAAGUAUUUUAAUACAAAUGCGAAAGAAAUUAGUAAAUUUUCAAAAGACCUAGAUAUAAUGCGGUAUAUUACUUAAUAACUUGUCAAAUGUGUGAACUUGCCUUUUUUGUCUUGCCCUCUGAAAAAAUGGUUCACGUUUCACAUUAAAAAAAUAUAACGUUUAUUAAAAGUAAAGUAGGAUUUUGGAAUUGAAGAACUUUAUAUAAUAACAUCUUCAGUCUUUAUUGAAUAAAUUCCUUGUGAAUCAAUUAGUCAAUUUCCAAAUAUUUUUCAUAUCAAGACCCAAGAUUCUUAUAACUGAUUGGUAGUGAUAAAUUUAUAGCUAUAUAAUCGAUAAGUACGUACAUUUAAUAUAUUCAAUUGAUGUAGGGUGUUCAAUGUGAUCUACUGUAUUACCUUUACUUGUUUUUGUGUCGUUAUUCAGUGGCAUAUAAUAUGUGUUACAAUCUUGCUAGGUAAAGACUGUCAGAUUGUCGUAUGACCAAUAAAAAUAAAGUAUCCAGCAAUUAUUGGAACAAAGAAUAAUUAGUUACAAAGUGACAAAACUACUUUUACAUCUUUACUGCUCUCUUAUAUUUUUAUGGGGUACCAUGCUCUAAACAGUCUUUAUUCCAAGGUCUAUGGUUAAACGUUGUACUUAAGCUGGUGAUAGACACUACUGUUCAAAGGAUAUCAUGAUUUAAAGGUACAAUGUGAUUCGCGGCGGAUUGGCGGGGACAAGUCUUAAACCCUUGACGGUUUUAUGUGCUCAAUUAUUUUGUAUUCGUAUUAUAAGACAAGAUUAAUACCUCAUAUUGCUGAUUCUUGACCAACUAAAAAUAUUUCCAGUCUUUUGUUAACAAACAGUAUUAAGUCUACAAGUAAUCCCGCCAAGAUUGGGACUUGAUCCCGCCGGCUCGACUAAUGUACAAUAAUGAUAAUGCAAAGACAAUGCAAGAUUUUCGUUUGUUUAAAAAGUAAGAUACAUAUUUUGCUUCUUUUUGUUUCUUAUUCUUAAUUUAUGAAGAUUAUUCGAUUUUUCUAAGCCCUAUAAACAGUAGUGUAAAAUUAAAUUAUCUGGAACAUUAAUAAAUCGUUUGUUUAAAUCAAA
This is a messenger RNA of Helicoverpa armigera (cotton bollworm), 7312 nucleotides long. It is a transcript of the gene MYPT-75D, whose product is annotated as protein phosphatase 1 regulatory subunit 16A. The transcript has 10 exons. Gene Ontology annotation, molecular function: enzyme inhibitor activity; protein binding; myosin phosphatase regulator activity. The coding region runs from base 285 to 2183 and encodes 632 amino acids. NCBI's taxonomy places the organism in Eukaryota, Metazoa, Arthropoda, Insecta, Lepidoptera, Noctuidae. Gene Ontology annotation, cellular component: cytoplasm. The record is from RefSeq and is a predicted model, not a curated record.